Messenger RNA from Limulus polyphemus (Atlantic horseshoe crab), 4584 nucleotides. Its product is annotated as polyhomeotic-like protein 2. The transcript has 14 exons. Gene Ontology annotation, cellular component: PRC1 complex; nucleus. NCBI's taxonomy places the organism in Eukaryota, Metazoa, Arthropoda, Merostomata, Xiphosura, Limulidae. Gene Ontology annotation, molecular function: protein binding; zinc ion binding. Bases 381 to 3161 code for a protein of 926 amino acids. The record is from RefSeq and is a predicted model, not a curated record.
UGGUAGUUUUCGGUAAAAUAUGAGAGUGUUCAGUCAAUUGAAUCCGUUCAAUAUUUUAUAGAUAUAGUUUCAUGCAUAGUUAUUAUGGACUGUGUUACCUUCUCCGAUGAGUCUAAUCAGCUUGUUCACUUGGACUAGUCGAGUCUUGUGGAUUUUAAUCUAAAAGCAAACGAUUGACGAGGUGGCGCUGAAUAGCACCGACACAUAUCGCAUCUCUCACGUUUCGACUGAGGAUGGAACAAUCUGUUACCCUACCUUUGCACUAAAUUCAAUAUUCAGAUUUUAACAAACGAGCAUCUUUAUACAUAUUAAGUAUUGAAAUAGGAGGGAAAAGAACAUUAGCUGUAGGAAACGUGCAUCAUUUUAGUUUCAAGUUGGGAAUGAGCACAGACAAGUUAUCAUCUCAAAGUUCUCAUCCAACCUCUCCUAUAACAACAUCUACUUCAUUUUCCUGUAUGUCACCAGCUGAAAUGCAGGCUCCACCAUCAAUUCAGGUUACCACAACUAUGCCAAUGACAUCAGGACCUGUUUCCCUUUCAACACCAAUGCCACAUCCAAUUGCACCUGCUACACCAGCACCUCAAGAAGGAAUGGUUACACCAGCACCAUGUCCUACUCCAAUUCCUUCAGCUCCUACUCCAUCCACAGUGCAUCCUCAGAAUCCUACUAACCCUCAGAAUAUAGGACAGACUGCAGUUGCAAAUGUAGCACCUUCUUUAUUCCCACAGGUUCAAGUAAUCCACAAUCCAAGUUGUUUGCAACAGCUUUACCCUCAGCAACAUAUGCUUCUACCUGGAAAUCUCACCUUCCAACAAGCUAGCAUGGGUCCAACAUUGCAGAACAUUGGAUCUGCACCAACUCUUAGCUUCCAGCUACAAAACAAAGGACCAAUGGACCAAAAAGGAGUGGCUGUCACAGGUCCAACUCUCAUUCCAGCAACACCAAUACAGUCAGUUAACACAGUUGGGAAGGGAAGUGGGAUUAGUACGGCCAACCUUGUGUCUGGAGGAGGGCAAGUUAUCGCAACAGGUGGGAAAAGUUGUGUUGUAGGCCAGGUGAUCUCAGCAAAGUCUACUGCUGUUAUCCAGGGUCAGUCAGGUUUUGCCCCUUCCACCACAAGCCAACAGGCAGUGGUCAUUGGUCAGUUAGGAGUGAUUUCCAGCCAGCCAUCCAUUCUUCCUAUACAGAAUAAAACCAUCGGUGAUAGCUCAAGAGGAAAGCAACCUUUUAUAAUGAGCCAGGGAGCUGCACUUCAGCCCAAAUCACCUAUUUAUCCUUCACCUAUAUCAUCAGUUGUGUCUUCACCCCAGGCUUUUACUAGCACUCAACUUAAGCAGUUCACAUCCUCACCUCAAAUCAUAUCAUCACAGACUCCAACAGCUAUGAUAGCUAGUCAUUCCCAGAUCCUUGGAUCUAUUCAAGCUCUUGGUGCUCCUUUGGGUCAGCCAAUAACAUGGGCUACCCCAGGAGGUCUUCAAUCUCCUGCAGUUUUAACACAAAAUCCUAUUUUCAUACGGAGUCAGCAUUCUGAUAUGUUUAUUCAAUCCCCUUCUCCAGCACCAGCAGCUUUGCAGGCUGUACCAAUGGCAGCUACAGCUGCUGUAUCUGUUUCUGCCACUGGUAUCCAAGUCCAGAAGCAGAAGCAGGUACGCCCUGCUAGUUCUGUGGCUACUCAAACGGUCAUUUCUACAUCUGUAUCUACUCAUUCUCAGGCUAAUACUCCCAUUCGUUCCCAGGUUAAGCAAAGGACUCGUGCUCCAGCUACUCGACAGACUCCAACCCCAGCUCCAGGGACACAAGUACAGCAAGCUUCUCAGACAACUAGUAGCCAAACUCAGACUCACCCUCCUCAGAGUACAAAGGCUGAUGCAGCUAAUCAGACAAAACCUUCUAAUGAGGGACGUCCUUCUAGCACACAGAACAAGUCCACUGCCACUGAAACCAAACAGCAGUCCUCUCAAGUGAAACCCAACCACAUUCCUGUUAUACCCAUCACCACAACUCCUCUGACAGCUACCACUUCUACAAACACUAAUGCUACAAACAUUAAUCUAUCUAUUAUGUUGAGUAAAAAGGAAAAAAGAGAAGAGGUUAAGAAGGAAAAUGAAGUUUCUACACAGACACUGAACAGAAUCCCUGCUGUAACUAUACUGCCUGAGAAAAAAGAUGCUGCAUCAGGAAAUGAUGCUCAAAUCACUCCCUUAUUGCAGGAGCAAGCUAAAGAGAAGCAGCCACAAAAAGCUAUAGUCAAGCCACAUGUUUUGACACACGUGAUUGAAGGCUAUGUUAUUCAAGAAGCUCCUGAUCCUUUCCCUGUGAGUAGAUCUUCAAUACUCACAGCUACCUCUUCAUCUAAACCAGUAUUAUCAGAAAAACCAAUGGAGACUGAAGUAACUCCAUCAGUUAAAGGAUUAAUUUCAUCAGAGAAAAAAGAAGAAACUCAUAAAUCUAAAGGGCAUGUAGAAAUUACAAAGUGUGAAUUCUGUGGGAAGCUUGGAGCAAAGUCCAAGUUUAAGAGGUCAAAGCGUUUCUGUUCUACAUCUUGUGCUAAACGCUACAAUGCCAACUGUUCUAAACGUUUAAGCCUUAUUUUACCCACCGGUCAGCAGAAGUCUAUUCAAAUUACAGGUGGAAAGGUUGGUAAGAAGAAGAAGAAAGGCCGCAAGUCAUGGAAAAAAUGGGGAAAGCAAAAUGAACGAACAUCUUACAAAGAGAUUAGUAGCUGGAAACAGGAAAGAAAUGACACUGUCAUGGAUUUUGCAACAGAAAGUGAAGGACUGAAAAAGCAUGUUGGUGAAGUGGAGGAAACAGAAGGGGAAACAACAGACACACCGUCAGGUCCAGAAAGCUCUGUGUCACCAAAUACACCUUCUAGCCAUCGUGAGGAGAUGGAAGUAGAAACUUCAGAGGUCCCUUUCUCAAAUAAAAAUCCAUUAAAGUGGACGGUUCAAGAAGUGUACGAGUUUAUCCGUGGGCUUCCUGGUUGCUCAGACUAUGCAGACGAGUUUCGAUCUCAAGAGAUUGAUGGUCAGGCUCUGCUGCUGCUAAAAGAAGACCAUUUAAUGUCUGCUAUGUGCAUGAAGCUUGGUCCAGCCUUGAAGAUCUGUGCUCGCAUCAGCACUUUAAAAGAAGAAACACCAGGAGUGCUCCUUGCCAUGUGAGACACUGCUGAAAGCUAUCAUCUGGUAUUAUCACUAUUACAACAGGUUAUGUGGUGAACACUAUUGGUUAUUAAAUUGCUUGUUGUGUUAGUUCUUUGUAUUCUUUAUUGUUGUGUAACUCUAGGUAUAUUUUAUCUAUUCAUUGUAAUGUAGUCUGUGUUCAUAUGUCAUCUGAAAAUUUUGUAUUGCAGCAUGUAGACUGUUGCAAAAUAAGUAAAAGGUUGAUGGUCUAAAGUCAUGGGAAAUCGAAUACCAAGAUUGAUGUAAAAUCAUGUAUACCAUGCAUUGUACAUUAAGAUAAGAGAUAUUGUUAAUUAUUGCAACUUGUUUUAUGUUAGUAAAUUUUGUUGCUUGUAUUUGAGUACUAUGAGCAUAAUGUCUUUAAUUUUAGAAACUUCAUUUAAUUACAAAACUGCAUCACUAGUCUCUGAAACUUUUCUGCACUGUAUCAAAAAUAUUAGCUUUUACAUUCAUUUACUUUUCUGUCUUUCAAGGUCAUUCCUAUGAAGAAAUAACAUUAAACAGUAAUGUCAUACUGAUAUAUCAAAUACAUAAGAUAUUCCAUAACAAUAGACUUUUUUUAUAUUUGCAUUAAUUUUUUACUUAGUAAUUAUAAGAACUUCUGAGUGAAAGCAAAGAAGAGUGUGUAAUAUAUUUCAACUGCCUAAUCAGUUGGAACCAGUAUUUCUUUCAAGUAUUUUAUUUAUAUUUUUCAUCAAGAAGAUAACUUACCUUUAUAUUUUGUAGACUUUUGUUACAUUUAAUUUUGCUGUCCCACCAGAUGGCUUGUUAAUCAAUUCCAUGAGCUCCAAUUUUUUCUCUCUCUUAUUUGAAGAUGAAGCUUAUAAACAUCCUCUUAUUUUGUGGUUUUAUUCCUAUAGACAUGAUUUUCAUCUUAUUGAUGGAAUGUUUACAUGCUCCUUAAUUGUAUCUUUUCCAUUUGAUUCUAAAUUGAAAUUUGUAACAAGUAAUUAAAUGAUCAUCCUUUGGUUUGUUGCAUGAAAAUUAUUUUGUCAGCAGCAAUACUUUUAAUCAGGGAGGCAGUGCCAUGAAAAUCAAUUUUUGUUUACUUCUAAAAUCGAAGUAAUUUAGAGAGAUACACCCUGGGUAAUAUUACAAAACUGUGCAAUCAGAGUGAUUUUCUAGGGGGUUCUAUUGUAAGGAUUAAAGUCUGAAAGCCCUGUGGCUUUUGUAUCCAUUUAAUGUAUUUAUUCUCCAAAAGUAAAUUAAAACAAGAAAGAUAUCUGAUUGAAAGCUUAAUUAGUUUUUAAUAAAAGGGUAACAUGGGGAUAGCAUUUAGGGUGUGCUGAUUUUAACUUGACCUCCAAUUAUUUUAUAGGUUGCAUGUGUAAUCAUUUGUGGUACUUUUCAUAAGCACCAUGGGAAUAUUUUUCAAAACAAGUAUCAGAAAUAUCACAAAAAA